GAAAAUGAAAUAUCUCAGAUUCAUUCUCACGCUAGACAAGAAUCAAUCUCUCUCAAGUCGAAUCCAAUCCGAUUCCAGUGAGAUACGCGAGCACGGAUUCACUAUAGUGACAGAAAACAGCGUUAAUUUGAUCAUCGGAGGAGUAGUGAAAAGUGAAAAGGACGAUGAGAUUCGGCGUUCUCCAGUGCGCAGAGGACACUGAUUACGUGAAGAAGAAAUACGGAGGUUACUUUGGGGUGUUCCUGAGAAUGCUGGCGGAGGAAGGCGAAAUUUGGGACGUGUUCCGUGUUGCCGACGGAGAUUUUCCUGACGACGGGGAGAUCGGAGUUUAUGACGGUUUCGUGAUUACUGGUAGCUGUAAAGACGCAUACGGCGACGAUGCUUGGAUCUGCGAACUUCUCACUUUACUCAACAAAUUACAAUUAAUGAACAAAAAAAUUCUCGGCAUUUGCUUCGGUCACCAGAUACUGGCACGUGCCUUAGGAGGUAAAGUUGCACGUGCAGAAUCAGGUUGGGACAUUGGUGUCCGAAGCAUCAACUUGUCGUCAUCAUCCAUGAAAAUCUUUUCUAAUUUAGAAAUGCCAACAACAUUAUCUGUGAUCGAAUGCCAUCGUGAUGAGGUUCAUGAACUCCCGUCCGAGGUGGAGGUGUUGGCAUGGUCAGACAAGACUCGAGUUGAGAUGUUCAGGUACCGGGACAACAUCAUGGGUGUUCAAGGUCACCCGGAGUACUCCACUGAUAUUCUUAAACAACUCAUAGAUGAUCGCCUUCUUCAAUGCAAUCUUAUUGAGGAGUCUUAUGCUGUGGAAAUUAGGUCUAAGCUGGAGAUGGACCCAGAUAUGGAGUCUUGGAAGGAGCUAUGCACCAGCUUUCUCAAGGGUAGAUUAUGAUGGAGGAACAUAAGUCAUUAUAUAAAUGGUUGAUUCGAGAAAAGCAUUGUUAUAUCUUUUAAUCGACAGUAAUCAAAACGAUUAUAUCUUUUAAUCGACAGUAAUCAAAACGAUUAUAUUGACAUGUAAGAUGUGAUGCAGUCGUUUUUCAAGGCAGAUUGUCAAUAUCUACCUCUCCUAUCCAUCUAUUAGAUGGCUUCCAUGGCCU
Messenger RNA from Lactuca virosa, 1098 nucleotides. The record is from the annotation of a GenBank genome assembly. Lineage: Eukaryota; Viridiplantae; Streptophyta; Magnoliopsida; Asterales; Asteraceae.